Molecule: messenger RNA, 1593 nt
Organism: Hylaeus anthracinus
Lineage: Eukaryota; Metazoa; Arthropoda; Insecta; Hymenoptera; Colletidae
Product: metalloendopeptidase OMA1, mitochondrial-like
Exons: 8
Coding region: 301-1539 (412 amino acids)
Biological process (GO): mitochondrial protein processing; protein quality control for misfolded or incompletely synthesized proteins
Cellular component (GO): mitochondrial inner membrane
Molecular function (GO): metalloendopeptidase activity
Source: RefSeq, a predicted model, not a curated record
UCAGGUAGUCACAUUUCAUGGACGUAAAUUUGUAAAUAAAUCACAAUCGAAAUGAUUUUAUAACCAAUAAAAAUCAUCACUCCCAAGACGAUUCUUUCUAUCCUUAAAUAUUCUUCUUCUUGCACCACAUCUUCUUCAAUUUAAAUCUGCCCCGUUAUCGAACAAUGAAGCAUUCGUAAAGGAUUUUAUGAAAUUACUGCGAAACAUUUAUAGUCGAUGUUAUCUCACGUAUUUUGGAAGUUGCGUCGAUACAAUAAACAUUGAUCCGAUGUAUGAUAAUUAAUUGUAUACACGAAAUAUAUGAACAUGUAUAAAGUACGGAUUCUGCACGUCAAACGUCUUCAAUUUGCAACCAUUAGAACUAUAAUGUGUGCCACGGAGCGUAUGUCAUUUAUUACCCCACCCGAAAGAUACUGUCUUCAAUGCAAAAAGUUUGAACGAAAAUGGCAUGGUUCAAAACUUCAAACAUCGAAUUUUCAUACUACAAAGACUCUGUAUAUAUCGCCUUUUGUCAUGAUGAUGGUGUGCACAUCUUUGAAACUCGGCUCGAUUUGUACCGGAUAUUAUAUGAGACGUUUGUGGUUGAAAAAAACUCCAAGCAAACAGGAGGAGUAUAAAAGAUGGUACUGGGAAAGAAGAAAUACAUUUUUUGGUUCUUUGGUUGUUGUGUCUUCGAUUUUAUUGAUUUACUAUUUGACGCAUUUGGAGAGAGAUCCAAUUGAGAAACGUCUACGUUUUAUAAUGUUUGACGAAGCAGACCAAGUCGCAAUCGGAAAUUAUAUUUUUAUGAUGCUAUCGACGGUAUACAAAGAUAAGUUCGUAUCGACAUACCACCCCAUGUAUUGGAGACUAUCCAUGAUAGUAAAGAAUUUAGCACAUGCUAAUAAAGAGAUAUUUAAAAAUACAAAAUGGUCUAUCCAUAUAAUCGAUUUUCCAGUCGCGAAUGCGAUGGUUCUACCCAGCGGUCACGUAUUUGUUUUUUCUGGUAUCUUCAACGUGGUAAAUAACAACGACCAAUUAGCAUUUAUGUUAGCGCAUGAAAUGUCGCACGUUAUGCUCCUACAUACGGUUGAAACGUUCUCUUAUGAAAUCAUGAAGAACAUCGUAAUCAGUAUACCAUUGUUUUUCAUUUGGUCGUGUUUUUCUAGCUGGAGAGCAUUGUCGAUAUGUCUAGGAUCUGGUUUACUUCACAACAUUUUAUUUUUCUACCCUUACCGUAGACGCUUAGAAAUUGAAGCGGAUAAAAUUGGAUUUCAAAUAGCUGCAAAAAGUUGCAUAGACGUAAGAGAAGUUCUAACCAUGUUCGAUCAAAUAGAAAAGAAUACCGACAUUAUGGAAGCAAUGAAAUACCAAAUACCGCUUUUAAUGACGCAUCCUACUUUCGAGAAUAGAAAGAAGAGGAUCGUUCGCGAGAUUCCGAAUGCUAUGAAACUGCGAAGUCAAGCUGGGUGUCCGCAGUUGCAUUCAAGAAAUCGGCGAAAAGAAUUGCAUUUACUGGUGGAACUCGAAGAUCUUUUGCGGGAGCAUGGAAUUCUUUAAAUGUAGUCUUUUUACAUCUGUAUAUAAGAGAAUAAAUAAAAUGUUAAAUUUGUU